This is a messenger RNA of Branchiostoma floridae (Florida lancelet), 2843 nucleotides long. RefSeq lists its product as uncharacterized. Gene Ontology annotation, biological process: signal transduction. The coding region runs from base 170 to 2635 and encodes 821 amino acids. Gene Ontology annotation, molecular function: protein binding. Lineage: Eukaryota; Metazoa; Chordata; Leptocardii; Amphioxiformes; Branchiostomatidae. The transcript is spliced from 2 exons. The record is from RefSeq and is a predicted model, not a curated record.
GGAUACAAGAUGGUCGAAAAAGUUUGGUUUUCUACAUUCUCAGGACUUUCGCGGUAUUUUUGUUCUCUUAUAUCACUAGAUUCGUGUCUAAGAGACAUUUAUUAGGUCGUUUCUAUCACGUAGUAAAUCUGAAAUACACAAAGUGUAACCGUAACCGGAAGAUUUCACGAUGCAAACGACUUUCUACAACCCGGAAGCUAGACAGUUAUGGCGCCGUUUUCAAAGUUUCCCGAACUUGGCCGACCUUGGAAUCGGGGAGUGGAGAAAAACGGACUUGAUCAAACUCCUCCACAAGGUCGAGCGCAAGAGAGAAGACUGUCCGUCACCCGUGCUGCAAAACCAGGUGGAAAAUAUGCUUGGGUUUCUGUACUUCAAGCUCAACAUGACAAAAGAGGCGAAAGCGUGUCUUCAGAGAGUAAAGGACCGUGACCCAACCAACAUCAUAGCUUUUACAACAAGAGGCUACAUUCUACUAGAGCACAAUCGUCUUACACAGGCUAAGAUUGUUCUUGAGGAAUUUGAAGACAAGAUGUCGCCUGAGAAGACAACAGAGGAUGAGAUUGGACUGAGAAACGCAGUGGCUUUAGGCGAAAAAGCGUUUUGCUGUUCACAACUUGGACCAAAGUGUUACAAGCGAGGAAUCGAACUCUAUGAAAAUGCCUUGUCUUGUUCGGUGUUGGGCACAGAGAGCAGACUUGUUCUGAAGUUUGGACUUGGCUUGUUGAUAUCCAAAUGUUUGGAUGAGGACGUUUGUGGACGAAUAGAAGGUUUUGAUCCGGAUUUGUUUUACGGAAAGGCAAGGGACAUGUUUCUAGGCGUGGUCACUGAGGGAACCAUGGUGAUGGCAGCUAGGGCGUGGCUGUUGCUAGGGGAGAUGCAAGUGAAGUAUUUCUGCUUUUUGUCCGGACCAGAACAAGAGCUGAUGAAGAAAAUGGCGUCACAUCUUACUGAAGAAGAAUGCUUCACCAAAGCUAAAGACACGGCGCAGGGAAAGGAUGCAUUUGUCUUAGAAAGACUAGGACGCCGUCUAAGACUUUGUAAGAAAUUCAGCGCUGCCAUUCCCAUCUUAGAACAAGCUAUAGAGCUCAAGCCAACUUCAUUUGCAUAUCAUGAAAUCGGACUGGUUUACCUAGAAAAGUGGGCAUCUUCUAAGAAACCCAGACCUUAUAGGCCUACAAGGAACAAAGACAUCAAACCACGUCUUAAGUCAUCAGCAAAAAUGUCUCAAGCUAGUAAUAUUCCAACUUCUCAGACAAAAGUUGCAGGGAGUGCGACAGAGUUUAACAGAGGAGACAUCUGGCGCAGUGUAAAACCCAAACCCCCUGAACCACUGGCAAAUCUGCAACACCAUCCCAAACAACCAGGUGGCACUGCAGGAUUGAAGGAGACCAGGACUGAGUGUGUUCAAAAAGUCGAAGCAAAUACCGACACCAUAAGAAGAGGACAGGUCGAUCGGAUUCUAACUGCCUCAGGGAAUCUUGUCUUAAAAGACGCCAAAAAUCCCUUACUGAAAAGAGCAAGAGAAUACUUCAUAAAGGCUUUUGAACUAGGAGGCUCUUUUCCCAACGUGAUCCUGAAGGACCUUGCAAGAGCCAAGUACUCUCUUGGCACGGAUCCUUUGGAAGUGUUCAGCAUUUUGGAGCAGGCACUCCGCAUGGGCGAUCGGUCGCCACAGUUCCGAAAGUGUGCUCGAAAUGCUCUGGAGCUGUGGGGGCUGUACUUACUCGAUCAGGGCGACAUCGCCCGCGGGAAAGUUCUAUUGUGUAAAGUGCUCGAGAUGUGUGUGAAAGAAUUGACACAAGCCGUACCCAUACAGUCAUCAGUCUGCGACCUUAUCUGUGGACGAGAGAAGAAUCCAACAGGAGAAGUCGCUACUACACUGUUAAGAUAUCUACCAGUGCUGAAAUGCUAUCCCUUACCAUCAUCUGUCUGUACAGAUGAUCAAGUACAAGAGUAUCUCAGCCAGUUGGUGGACACGUGUGACAAAAACAAUGACUUCUGCGAAGCAAAAGUGUACCGAACGUUUCUUACAGCUUUUGGCAUCACCGUGGACAAACAGCAUUUAACAGAAUGCAAUCUGGCUGUUGCUCGAAUCCAAGCAGACAUCAGUGAAGUCAUCUCAAGUGAUGUCUAUCGCGACACAUUCCAUGCUUCAGUAGCGCCAUCUGGUGGUCACAGUUGUCACUACAAAUCUGGUGGCCACGGUUGUCACUACAAUGUGUUUGUCAUGUAUGAUCCCAAGGACCAGGCCCAUGCGGAAGAGUUGGUAAAGUUGAUGGAGGUGGACUGUGGUCUGCAUUGCUGUUAUGAAUCUAGAGACUUUGAGCCCGGGUUGUUCCCGAUGGAUAACAUUGAAAGAUGUCUGUCUCGAUCGUGCUGUGUUCUGCAUGUCUUAACCUUGACCUACGCCAGGAAUUGCCUACAAUAUGUUGAGAAGACACGACGACUGGUGACGGAGAGGGACCAUGGGUGUGUGGCGGCAGUGGUGUACAAACAUUACCCUAUCCCACGGGAGUUUAAGGGGUGUACUGUCAUAGAUAAUGAGGAGUUCUUUGACUCCUCCCAAGGACAGAAGGACAGGAGAUGGGCGGAGUUUCGGGAGGCAGUGUUUCGUGCAUUGUUGCCACUAGAGUAACUCAUCAGUCAUCAACAAUGCCAAGAAGUGUUUUAACUCCUUUGUCUUUUUCUUUCCUUACUUUCUUGUAAGGUUUGUAAUUUCUUCCUGUGUCCCUUCCCCUUGCUUCUGUCUCUUGUAUGACAGACUUGAAUACAGUACAAUGCCUCCUUUUUCAUGCACUUUUCCUUUUAUUUCCUCUGUAGGCUUUGUUUUCAUGUGUCUGUAC